Messenger RNA from Daphnia carinata, 1676 nucleotides. Its product is annotated as heterogeneous nuclear ribonucleoprotein 27C-like. Lineage: Eukaryota; Metazoa; Arthropoda; Branchiopoda; Diplostraca; Daphniidae. The record is from RefSeq and is a predicted model, not a curated record. The coding region runs from base 119 to 1450 and encodes 443 amino acids. The transcript has 9 exons. Gene Ontology annotation, molecular function: RNA binding.
CAAACUCUGAAAAGCCGGCCAUUUCCAAGCAUACCCAAGCGUUAUUAAGUUUGAUCGGAACUCACCUUGUCGAGGAACAGAAAACACUCAUUUAUUGUUAUUCACAUAAAGACCGAAAAUGACUUCUCAACAGAAAUUUCCUGGAAAAGAGGGUGGCGAUAGCUCAAACGAGCAAGGUAAAAUGUUCAUAGGAGGCUUAAGCUGGGAGACGACUCGCGACAACUUACUACGAUAUUUCAGCCAAUAUGGUGAAGUAGUUGACUGUGUGGUGAUGAAGAAUCCAGAAACUGGAAGAUCAAGGGGCUUUGGGUUCAUUACUUUUGCUGAUCCAAAUAAUGUUGGUUUGGUUCUCCAGAAUACACCCCAUAUACUUGAUAACCGUACAAUUGAUCCCAAGCCAUGUAAUCCACGUGCUGAAAUGGUGCGCGCUCCUCGUCGGAGUAUGGGGACAGGCAAUGGAUACAAAGUAUUUUUAGGCGGGCUUCCAUCGAACUUGACCGAAACAGAUCUUCGCAACUUCUUCUCCCAGUACGGGAAAGUUACUGAAGUCGUCAUCAUGUACGACCAGGAGAAGAAAAAAUCACGAGGCUUUGGCUUUUUGACCUUUGAAUCGGAGGAGUCGGUGGAUCGCUGCUGUGGUGAACACUAUGUUUCAAUCAAUGGAAAACAGGUUGAAAUCAAGAAGGCUGAGCCCCGCGACACUCGAGGAUCAUCCGCUGGAAUGAGGCGUGGAGGACACAAUGGUGGAUGGGAAGGUCCCGGCAUGGGGAUGCAUGGGGGUAUGGGACCUAUGGGUGGCCCAAUGGGAGGACCGAUGGGUCCGCCCAUGGGUGGCGGAUAUCAAGGAUGGGGUGGACCGGCAAAUCAAGGAGGUUACGGAUAUGGACCCCAAGGUGGAUAUCAAGGAUGGGGCCCACAAGGACAAUGGGGAGGUUAUGGAGGGGGUCCAGGAGCCAGUUAUGGUUAUGGCCCCCAAGGUGGACCGCAACAAGGUGGAUACAACAACUGGAACUGGGGUGGACCAGGCCCUCAAGGAGGUCCUGGUGGCCCAGGUCCCAAUGGGGACAUGUAUGGUAGAGGUCCAAAUCCUACAAAUGGAGGUCCUCCGGGUGCUGCUGCACCCACCGGUCCUGGCGUCCCUGGAGUGAAAACAGAGCCUGCUCAGUAUGGUGCUGGAUACGGAACCAAUGGUUAUGGCACAGACGUAAACCAAGGGUACCGAGGAGGUUACGCUCAGGACGCUAGUGCCCAAGGAUACGGUGGUGGGCAAGGCUAUGGCAAUCCCGAAAGAGUUCCACCCCCUGGUGUAGCACCUGCUGGUAAUGGAAUCGGUGUUCCAGGAACGGGAGCAGGCACUGCCGGUCCUGGAGGGCCAGGUCCUCAAAGAGGUGGACACCAUCACCAACCGUCGCAAUCUCAAUAUCACCCGUAUCGCCGAGGAGGUGUCUGAGAGAUCCGUGUUCUUGUUUUUGUGUUUUAAGUUGCACAUUGUCUAGCUAUAAGCUGGAUAAAAGUUUGAAUGAUGGCCAACGUAUCGUGCAUUCGGUGUGUUCUUGUCUGUAUCGUUUCCACGUUUCUCUUUGAAUCCCACCCUUACAUUACGUUCUGAACCUGAGCUAUUCAUGACUUUUCGAUGCAUAACGUUCGAAUAAAACUGUAGUUUAUUAGGUCUUAAA